AUGCCAAUCAAGUCGACAAACUCGAAACCAACACAGGCGGCAAACAUUGGUGUCAACACCGAUGUUGCAGAGCCUGACCCCCGCUCAGUAUACCUGUUGCCAGCAGACGUGUAUGGGCAGAGCCAAAGUACCUUUUCCGAUAUUUCUAUUUUCUCCCGGUGUGACUGGAAGCCAAACAUUCUUGAAAACUUUGCCCAACUCUAUGCGACGAACAAAUUUUCCUUUUCUUUCUUCAAAAUAAAAGCUUUUCAGGAAUUGCGUCUAUCGCCAACCGAAAUCAGUACACCCGAUAUGGACACAAUCUGCGUCACAGAAAUGACACUUUCCAAGACGUGUGCAAGCUUACUACAUAUCACGCUAUUUUACUAUGCCUCACCGACAGACUACGUCACUGGAGAAUACAUAGUAUGCGAACGCCGUUCCAGUCGAACUCGUGUCCUUCUUGUGUCUGGUCUGGGGGAUCCUUUACGUGGACGAUACAUGUUAAACAAUGUUUUCGACGAUAUCAAAUUCACAACCGGGGAAGAAAACAAAACUUGCGUUCGUGUCCUUCUUGGUCUUUGUCUGGGGGAUCCUUUACGUGGACGAUACAUGUUAAACAAUGUUUUCGACGAUAUCAAAUUCACAACCGGGGAAGAAAACAACGGAAAACUUGCGUCCCUCGACAUUCUCAUCUCUAGAUUGCCGGACGAACAACUACAAACGGAGGUCUUCAGAAAGGCUAUACAUAAGGACCAAAUCUUUUGCCACCACAGCAACCAUCCAAAUUGCCACAAACGAGGCUGCAUUCGGACACUUUUCAAGCGGAUCGCGAUACACUGCAGUACAACAGAAUCCUAG
Molecule: messenger RNA, 840 nt
Organism: Opisthorchis viverrini
Lineage: Eukaryota; Metazoa; Platyhelminthes; Trematoda; Opisthorchiida; Opisthorchiidae
Exons: 7
Coding region: 1-840 (279 amino acids)
Source: RefSeq, a predicted model, not a curated record